Molecule: messenger RNA, 2379 nt
Organism: Arvicola amphibius (Eurasian water vole)
Lineage: Eukaryota; Metazoa; Chordata; Mammalia; Rodentia; Cricetidae
Gene: Msr1
Product: macrophage scavenger receptor 1
Exons: 10
Coding region: 43-1506 (487 amino acids)
Biological process (GO): receptor-mediated endocytosis
Cellular component (GO): membrane
Molecular function (GO): scavenger receptor activity
Source: RefSeq, a predicted model, not a curated record
UUUCAACACACAACUGUGUCAUUUCCUUUCCUUGUGGGCCAGAUGCUGAAAUACUAUGUGAUAAAGAUUUUAGGUUUCAGUUGUAAAGAGAGGGAAGCAGAUAAAUCACUGCGGUCUUCUUUACCAGCAAUGACAAAAGAGAUCAUAGAGCAACAGAGGCUCUUCCCUGAUGAACCAGAGGAUGCUGAUAGAUACUCAGAAUCUGUGAAAUUUGAUGCUCGCUCAAUGACAACAUUGCUUCCUCCCAAUCCUAAAAAUGGCUCUACCCCUCAGGAGAAGCUGAAGUCCUUCAAAACUGCCCUAGUUGCCCUCUACCUUCUUGUGUUUGCAGUUCUCAUACCGCUCAUUGGGAUAGUAGCAGCUCAGCUUAUCAAUAGGGAAAUGAAGAAUUGCUUUGUUGGAUCAAUGAACACAAGUGAUACUUCUCAAAGUCUGAUUGGAAAAGAUGACACCAGGAAAGUUGAAAUGAGACUUACAGCCAUCAUGGAACACAUGAAGGACUUGGAGGAGAGAAUCCAGAGCAUUUCAGACUUAAAAGCCAACCUCAUGGACACAGAACGCUUCCAGAAUUUCAGUAUGGCAACUGACCAAAGACUUAAUGAUGUUCUACUGCGGUUAAGUUCCUUGAUUUCGUCAGUUGAGGAACAUGGGAACUCACUAGAUGAAAUCUCCAAAUCCUUGCUGAGUCUCAAUACCACACUGCUUGAUGUCCAGCUCCAUACAGAAACACUGAACCGCAAAGUCAAUGAGUCUACCUUGAAGCAACAGGAGGACAUCAAUAAGUUAGAGGAACGUGUGCGCAAUGCAUCAGCAGAAAUCCAGUCUGUGAAAGAAGAACAAGAACAUGUGGAACAGGAAGUAAAACAGGAAAUGAAAGUUUUGAAUAACAUCACUAAUGACCUCAGACUGAAGGACUGGGAACACUCACAGACACUGAAAAAUAUCACCUUAAUUCAAGGACCUCCUGGACCUCCAGGAGAAAAGGGAGACAGAGGGCUCACUGGAGUAAGUGGUCCACCUGGCAUUCCUGGUUUAAAUGGUCCUCCAGGCCUUAAAGGUGAUCGGGGUCCAGCUGGCUUCCCUGGAAAUAGAGGAUUCCCAGGGGCACCUGGAAAGGCGGGGAGGUCAGGAUAUCCUGGACCUAAAGGCCAAAAGGGUGAAAAGGGGGGUGCAGGCAUAUCAACUACUCUUAAGAAUGUUCGACUGGUUGAUGGCACUGGCCCUCACGAGGGCAGAGUGGAAGUCUUCCACCAAGGUCGCUGGGGCACAAUCUGUGAUGACCGCUGGGAUAUACGUGCCGGACAAGUCGUCUGCAGGAGUCUAGGAUACCAAGGUGUCCAAGCCGUGCACAAAAGAGCUCACUUUGGACAAGGUACUGGUCCAAUAUGGCUGAAUGAAGUGAUGUGUUUUGGGAGAGAAUCAUCUAUUGAAGACUGUAAAAUUAGGCAGUGGGGAGUGUUAGUCUGUUCACAUGCAGAAGAUGCUGGAGUUACGUGUACUUCAUAAUACAUCAUAUUUUCACUAACUUUUAUGAAAUUGCUGUUGUAAAAUUAUUUUAGUCACCCUGCUCCACUAAAGUCAUUUCAAUGAAUAGUCAAUGGAUUCACAAUAUAGGUAAGAAAGAAUUAUUUUAAGUGACUGGAAAAAGGUAUUUAAACACAUCAAACUUAACCUAUGUCUAUACACGUAUUAUUCUAACUUCCUGUAACAGUUAAUUUUGAUUGUCAUCUUGACAGAAUUUACACAUGCCUAUGGUGACAAAAAUAUGAUUUUUUUUCUAAGAGGAUACUUAACAGAGGUAGAAAUGUUGGUAGGAAUUUUCCAUGUGCGUGAGAUGUAGACUGAUGGAGAAAAAAGAAAGCGACAGAGUAUCAUUCUUCAUCUCUCUCUGCUUCCUAACUAUGAAGACAAUGUCAUUCACUGACUGCAUCAUACUUCUUUCACUGAGAUGGAUUGUCUGAAACCAUGACUCAAAAUAGGUCCAUCUUCCUCAAGUUUCAUUUAUUACAAUAAGAAAAACAUUGGAUAGAAAAAAUAUGUACUAGAAGUGGGGUUGUAGCUGUCAUAAACCCGACUGUAGCUUGUAAAAUUGUUAAAUUAAUUUACUGGGGGAGUGGAGGAAAGUUUGGAGCCAUAAGCAAUAGAUGUUUUAGAAUGCUAUUAACGGAGCCUAAUGGACUAUUCUGGAAGGAAAUUGGAAAUUCAUAAAGGAUAGGAAACUGUAACUGCUGAAAGUUUCCAGAGGUCUCACAAGGAAAUAAGGAUUCUAGAAAGAACUGGAAAGGUCCAUUUGUGGUAAAUUCUGGCAACUACUAUGACUUCAUUCUAUUUGUAUUCUGAGACUUGGAAUAAGACUAAAUAAAAACCAAUGGACUAAUA